Messenger RNA from Nycticebus coucang (slow loris), 2185 nucleotides. It is a transcript of the gene ITFG1, whose product is annotated as integrin alpha FG-GAP repeat containing 1. Bases 10 to 1845 code for a protein of 611 amino acids. The transcript is spliced from 18 exons. Lineage: Eukaryota; Metazoa; Chordata; Mammalia; Primates; Lorisidae. The record is from RefSeq and is a predicted model, not a curated record. Gene Ontology annotation, cellular component: plasma membrane.
GGGGCUGCCAUGGCGGCGGCGGGCCGGCUGCCGAGGUCCUGGGCGCUGCUGGCGCCGCUCUUCGCCGGGCUCGCGGUGCUAGGAGUCGGGCCGGUCCCGGCGCGGGCGCUGCACAACGUCACAGCCGAGCUCUUUGGGGCCGAGGCCUGGGGCACAUUGGCGGCCUUCGGGGACCUCAACUCCGACAAGCAGACGGACCUCUUCGUGCUGCGGGAAAGAAAUGAUUUAGUCAUCUUUUUGGCAGACCAGAAUGCACCCUAUUUUAAACCUAAAGUGAGGCUAUCCUUGAAGAAUCACAGUGCAUUGAUAACGAGUGUAGUCCCUGGGGAUUAUGAUGGAGAUUCACAAAUGGAUGUCCUUCUGACGUACUUUCCCAGAAAUCGUGCCCACAGUGAAUUAGGAGCUGUCAUCUUCUGGGGACAAAAUCUGACAUUAGACCCUAAUAAUAUGACCAUACUCAACAGGACUUUUCAAGAUGAGCCACUAAUUAUGGACUUCAAUGGUGAUUUAAUUCCUGAUAUAUUUGGCAUGACAAAUGGAUCCAACCAGCCACAGGUAUUAUUAGGAGGGAAUUUAUCAUGGCAUCCUGCACUGACCACCACAAAUAAAAUGCGGAUUCCACAUUCUCAUGCAUUUAUUGAUCUGACUGAAGAUUUCACUGCAGAUUUAUUCCUCACAACGUUGUCUGACUCUAGUACCUUCCAGUUUGAGAUAUGGGAAAAUCUGGAUGGAAACUUCUCUGUCCAUAGUGUAUUGAAAAAACCUCAAAAUAUGUUGGUGGUCGGACAAUCAGCAUUUGCAGACUUUGAUGGAGACGGACACAUGGACCACUUGCUACCAGGGUGUGAAGACCAGAACUGCCAGAAAAGCGUCAUCUACUUAGUGAGGUCCGGGACAGUGCAGUGGGUUCCAGUCCUACAAGAUUUCAGCAGUAAGGGCACCCUAUGGGGCUUCGUGCCAUUUGUACAUGAGCAGCCACCGCUUGAAAUUUCUGUUCCUAUUACCCUUCACAUUGGAGACUACAACAUGGAUGGCUACCCAGAUGCUCUUGCCAUACUGAAGAAUACAUCUGGAAGCAGUCAGCAGGCCUUCUUGCUGGAGAAUGUCCCUUGCAACAACGCAAGCUGUGAGGAGGCACACCGCAUGUUUAAAGUCUACUGGGAGCUGGCGGGCCUAAACCAGAUCAAGGAUGCCAUGGCUGCCACCUUCUUUGACAUCUACGAAGAUGGAAUCUUGGACAUUGUAGUACUAAGCAAAGGGCACUCCAAGAAUGAUUAUGUUAUCCAUACAUUAAAAAAUAACUUUGAAGCAGAUGCUUAUUUUGUUAAAGUCAUUGUUCUGAGUGGUCUGUGUUCUAAUGACUGUCCUCGUAAGAUAACACCCUUUGGAGUAAAUCAGCCUGGACCCUAUAUCAUGUAUACAACUGUAGAUGCAAAUGGGUAUCUGAAAAACGGUUCAGCCGGCCAGCUCAGCCAGUCUGCACAUUUGGCUCUCCAGCUACCAUAUAGUGUACUUGGCUUAGGUCGAAGUGCAAACUUCCUUGACCACCUUUACGUUGGUAUUCCACGCCCAUCUGGAGAGAAGUCUAUACGAAAACAAGAGUGGACUGCAAUCAUUCCAAAUUCCCAGCUCAUUGUCAUUCCGUACCCUCACAAUGUCCCUCGAAGCUGGAGCGCCAAACUGUACCUUACACCAAGUAACAUUGUUCUGCUCACAGCUAUAGCUCUCAUCGGCGUCUGUGUUUUCAUCUUGGCGAUAAUCGGCAUUUUACAUUGGCAGGAAAAGAAAGCAGAUGACAGAGAAAAACGACAGGAAGCCCACCGGUUUCAUUUUGAUGCUAUGUGACCUGCCUUCAUUAUCACAUGAUGGAAUGGCUGGUCACUUGAUUAAUGGAAAGCUAAAUUCUGGCUUAUAGAAGAAAAUAGGGAAGUUUGAGUAUUAUUUAUAAAUGAUGCAUCCCUUGGUGAUUAUUGGAAAGUAUUCAAAUAAAUAUGGUCGGAAUGUGUCACAAGGUCUUUUUUUUGUAAGCGCUUUGUAUACAAAAAUUUUGUUCUCUAUCCAGUAAUGUACAUUUUUGUUCCUUUGUGGAAUGUAUUGCAUGUACUCCGAAGUUUAUGUAUUUAUAAUCUUAUUAGAGUAAUGAUGAUGGAAAAAGACGUGUAAAUAAAAAUAUUUAAGUAAGCAG